This is a messenger RNA of Colletotrichum karsti, 1971 nucleotides long. RefSeq lists its product as uncharacterized. The record is from RefSeq and is a predicted model, not a curated record. The transcript has 7 exons. The coding region runs from base 1 to 1971 and encodes 656 amino acids. Gene Ontology annotation, molecular function: monooxygenase activity; oxidoreductase activity, acting on paired donors, with incorporation or reduction of molecular oxygen; heme binding. NCBI's taxonomy places the organism in Eukaryota, Fungi, Ascomycota, Sordariomycetes, Glomerellales, Glomerellaceae.
AUGUCUGCCGAAGCUGCGAACGCGUUCAUCCGAGAAGUCUGGGGCCUGCAAGGUGCCGCAUACCUGGUAGUCGGACUUCGCUACUACAGUCGCCUAUCUACUUUGGGAUGGAGAAAGUUUGCGUGGGAUGAUCUGGUGAUGGGAAUUGCAGUUCUUGUCUACACUGCCGAGUCCGUAGCCGCCUACUUCGUCGUCGCAUACUGGAAAGGAGUUGCCAAUAAUGGCAUGACAGACGAACAACGAGCCGCGUUAGACCCGGCAUCAGAAGAGUUCUCCCUCCGAGUGAACGGCUCCAAGACACACGUUAUCGGGCUGUUGUUAUACACAACGCUGCUAUGGCUGUUGAAGGGAUGUUGGGUUAUUUACUAUUCUCGCCUGACCGAAGGUGUGCAUAAGAUGAAGCGCAUCAUCUUCUGGGCGUACAUUAUCAUGCCAGUCACAUACGUUGCUUGCUUGAUUGUUGCUUUCUUCAAGUGCAUUCCCUUCCAUCACCAAUGGCAAAUCAACCCCAAUCCAGGCAACUCUUGUUUACCUGCCAUCUCCUUCAUUCAAACCAUCUUUGUCAUGGCUAUGAACACAGCUACAGACUUCUAUCUUAUGGCCAUCCCAAUCCCGAUGGUCUGGAAGUCUCACUUGCCGUGGAGGAAGAAGGUAACCCUGUUGAUCAUGUUCAGCGGUGGCUUCCUUGAGAUGGCUUUUGGCAUCCUCCGCUGCGUCUCUAUUUUGACGGCCGGAGAAGCAGAUAGUGCUCAAUCUGGGUACUGGUCGGUCCGAGAGUCUUUCGUCUCCGUUGUCCUGACCAAUAUGCCGAUGGUCUAUCCCCUGUUCAAGAGCGUCAUCGAUAAGAGCCGUACGGGAAGCACGAACAAGAGCAAUGCACUGGGCGACAGCCAGGGCUACCGCUUGGGAAGCUACCCGGGAAAGAGAGGACCUUCGAGUCAUCCUCUCUCGAUUCCCGGCGAGACAACUUGGGGAUCCAAGGAGCACAUUGUCGCGAGCUCGACCGAGAAAGGGGCUGGUUCAGGUGGCGAAGAGGCCUCGAUAGACUCUGGCAAGCAGCCCACGAGCCCGUACAUUCCCAACAGCAACGCCGAAGUUGUGACAGACCACAACAGUUCGGUACGAGCGAGGAAGUACGAGGGACACAAUAUCACGGUGACCAAAGACCAUGCCCUGAGAUCUAGCGACAUUGUCAAAUUUCGCCUUGGGCCGGUGCAGAUGUACCUCAUCAAAGGAGGGCAGCAAGUCCAAACCAUGUUUCGCAAGUCAACGAGUUUGAGUUCUGACAAAUUUGUCCUCAUGGUAUUGAGAGACCUCCAGGGCUUGCCGGAACAGGACCUUGCCAAAUUUGCCAGCGACAAGACGGGACGAUUGAAGAUACCAGCACCUGGCUACGAGAGCGUGCCUCAAGAGCAACGCUUCUGGUACCAUCUUCACCACCUCACCACAACAAAUUUAAGUACCACCGAAAACACAGUACAGCUAGCAAAAAAGUAUACCGAGUUCUUCAGCGCUGCACUGGAGAAGCAUCCCUUGGGCGAAUGGUCACACAUUCAGAUAUUCCAGUAUCUGAGGAAGGAUAUGGGCGAGAGCGCGAUCAAGGUCGUCGUGGGAACUCGACUUCUAGAGGUCUGCCCAGACUACAUAGAUCAGUUUUGGCGCUUCGACAACGUUUCAUAUCAAGUAUUGCAUGGUCUGCCGAAAUGGAUCAAUCCAAAGCCAUCCCAGGAGAGAGAUAAACUCAUUCGUAUGACCGAAGAGUUUUUGAACCAAGAAUUCGACAAGUUCGACUGGAAUGGACUGAAUCCAAACACCAAAUGGGAGCCCAUUUUCGGAUGUGGCUACUCACGCGAACUCCAGAAAUGGACCUAUGACCAGCAGAUGACAUUACGCGCUCGUGCUGGAUUUCUCGCAAUGGCAACUUUUGGGCAAGUUGUUGACUCCUUGUCCGACUAUGAGGUUUCGUACUGA